Molecule: messenger RNA, 1506 nt
Organism: Cryphonectria parasitica EP155
Lineage: Eukaryota; Fungi; Ascomycota; Sordariomycetes; Diaporthales; Cryphonectriaceae
Exons: 2
Coding region: 1-1506 (501 amino acids)
Molecular function (GO): ATP binding; metal ion binding
Source: RefSeq, a predicted model, not a curated record
AUGCUGGCCAUUCUGCUCACCAACCUGCCCACAUCGUGGCUGGACUUCCUCUUCCCCUUCUGGCCCAGCACACCUUCUUCCGCCCUUGCCCACCGGACAAAAUGCCGGUGCCAACCCGACUUCCGCCAGCAAACCAUCCUCGUCACCGGCGUGGGCAUGACAAAGGGCCUCACCCUUGCCCGAUCCUUCUGGCUGUGUGGGCAUCGCGUAAUAGGCGCCGAUUUCCAUGCAAAUAGGUGUGGCGUAUGGGUUCCAUGGGGAGGUUCCUCCCGGAUUUCCUUCAGUAGGGCCUUUGAUGCUGUGUACAGCUUGGAGAAGCCAGAGUACACCCCGGACAUGAGCGAGCACAAGAGGAGAGCGGUACAGCGACAGUAUGUCGACGACGUAUGCACCAUCAUUCGCACCGAGGACGUUGAUCUGUGGGUGUCGUGCUCAGGCGUUGCAAGCGCGCUGGAGGAUGCCUAUGUGAAAGAGGCACUGGACAGGUUCAAGGUCAACGGGAAGGGAAAACACUGCGCUUCUAUACAAUUCGACAUGGCCGCGACAGCCACACUGCACGAAAAAUCAACCUUCAUCAAGCAUACACAAGAUUUGGGUCUUCUCGUGCCUGAGACGCAUGACGUAUCUUCCCAUGAGGAUGUGCUUGCCAACCUCACCGCUGCUACAGCGGACAACCCGAGGCGGAAGUUCAUACUGAAGCCAGUAGGGAUGGAUGAUGCAAACAGGGGAAAUAUGACACUUCUACCACUUUCAAAGCCAGCCGAGACAGAGGCCUAUGUUCGAAGCCUUCCCGUAUCCAAGGAUCGGCCGUGGAUCUUGCAGCAGUUCAUCCAUGGCAACCGGGAAUAUUGUACACACGCACUUAUAGUCGAUGGUGUCGUCAAGGUCUUUGUCGCGUGUCCGUCCUCCGAGCUGCUGAUGCACUACACGGCAUUAUCAGGCUCCAGUGCGUACAGCAAAUCAAUGUUCGACUUCACCAAGGCUGUCGCAGCGGCCGAGAAGAAGGCAGGCAGGGACUUUACAGGGCACCUGAGUUUCGACUUCAUGGCAGAAACAGACGCAGACGGUUGGACAAGGUUAUACGCGAUCGAAUGCAACCCACGGGCUCACACAGCUGUCGCCUUGUUCGCGACGCCUGGGCUGGAGAUGAGGCGGAUGGUAGAUGCAUACAUCUCAGCUAUUGAUCCAGAUAGGCUUCCUGGGUCUCCUGACGGUGCAAGACAGACUGGGGAUGCUGCUGCUGCUGCCACUGCCGGUGUGGCGAGGCCGCUGGUGGAUGCUAGGUCGAGAUAUUGGAUAGGCCAUGACCUGUGCGUCCUACUCUUAUUGCCCCUCUGGGAUCUCAUCACGUGGAACACCACCGACGGGACGUUUGAGCUCUGGGAUCCUUGGCCAUUCGUUGCGUUGUAUCAUCACUAUUGGCCCAAGGCAAUCUUGUCGGCGUGGUGGAAGGGACAGAGAUGGAGUCGGUUGAACGUGAGUACCACCAAGAUGUUUUAUUGUUGA